Molecule: messenger RNA, 822 nt
Organism: Zychaea mexicana
Lineage: Eukaryota; Fungi; Mucoromycota; Mucoromycetes; Mucorales; Lichtheimiaceae
Exons: 3
Coding region: 1-822 (273 amino acids)
Biological process (GO): tetrahydrobiopterin biosynthetic process
Molecular function (GO): sepiapterin reductase (NADP+) activity
Source: RefSeq, a predicted model, not a curated record
AUGCUUUUACCUCAUACUCUCUAUGUCAUUACCGGUGCCAGUCGUGGAUUCGGGCAAGCAAUAGCGAAUGCCAUUGCCUCCAAAGCUAACCACAAAUCGACGUUGAUCCUUGUUGGUCGACAGCGUGAUCCGCUUGAGAACGUGGCCAAUCAACUACAAGGGAAUGCAAGUGUCACCGCGCGCGUCAUUUCAGACGUGUCGCUCGACUCUGCAGUGGCAGCUCAAAGGACGAUUCUCAAACCACUUGAAACCAUGGUUACAGAACUACAGCAACCAGUGACACGGGCCGUGCUGGUCAAUAAUGCGGGUUCGACAGGCGAUCUAAGCAAAAAGGUUUCAGGCUAUGAAGCUCAGGAAGUACAAGCCUACGUGGACAUGAAUAUCGCCUCUUACAUUACACUCGUAUCAGGGUUUAUUCGGCUAUUCCAUCCAGAAGAGGAGGAUGACAACAGUGCUGCUGCUGCUGUUACUGCUGCUACCCGGCCGAUUGCCCCGGAAUUGACGAUUGUCAACAUUUCGUCUCUCCUAGCAGUCCAGCCUUUUGCCAAUUGGGGGCUUUAUGCUAGCGGCAAAGCUGCCAGGGACAUGCUAUUACGGAUCGUGGCUAAAGAAGAGGUAUGCUUUGAGUCAAACUUACAACCUGAUCCCGAUACAAUAAAUUAUAAAAAAAUGUUACAUAUUUCAAUGCAGGAAUCUGUGCGCACAUUGUCGUAUGCCCCUGGUCCCCUUGAUAAUGAAAUGCAGCAGCAUGUUCGGGAAACACUGGGUGAUGCGGAGCAGAAAAAGCUGUACACGGAUAUGGCAUAUGAGGUAACAAAGUGA